Molecule: messenger RNA, 2984 nt
Organism: Trifolium pratense (red clover)
Lineage: Eukaryota; Viridiplantae; Streptophyta; Magnoliopsida; Fabales; Fabaceae
Product: glutamate receptor 2.7-like
Exons: 5
Coding region: 51-2804 (917 amino acids)
Cellular component (GO): plasma membrane
Molecular function (GO): glutamate-gated receptor activity
Source: RefSeq, a predicted model, not a curated record
UAGAUUUUUAAUUCUUAAUAUCAUAUCUAUAAUACAGUUGAACUACCAAUAUGAAUUUUUUUGCUCAAACUUCAAACUCAGUUCCGAAUAGUUUGCUUUGGCUUACUCUAAUAAUCUCACUUUUCCUUUUCCAAUGUGUUGCCGAUAGUUCUCAAACUACAAGUGUUGGUGUUAUCAUUGAUGUUAAUUCUGAAACAGGUAAACAACAGAUAAAAGCCAUGCAACUUGCAGCUCAAAGAUUCAAUAAUUAUUCAAACAAUCAAAACAUAAUCCUUUUCUUCCGUGACUCUGCUAGAAACUCUUUACAAGCAGCUUCAGCUGCUGAAGAAUUAAUUACUAAAGAGGAAGUCAAAGUGAUUAUUGGUAUGGAAACAUGGCAAGAAGCAGCUCUGGUUGCUGACCUUGGAGCCAAGUUUCAAAUACCAACAAUUUCAUUUUCUUCUCCUCCAUUAUUAGUCUCUUCAUCAUCAACGCAACUUCGUUGGCCUUUCCUGAUUCAAAUGGCACAAAAUCAUUCCAUACAAAUGAACUAUAUAGCUGAUACUGUCCAUGCUUUAAACUCUCAGAAGGUUAUAGUUAUAUAUGAAGACAACCCUUAUAGUAGCGAUUUUGGAAUGUUAAGCCUCUUAUCUGAGGCACUCGAAAAGGCUAACUCGAAGAUUGAGUAUCAAUUAGUUCUUCCACCAUUCAAUUUUUUAUCUGAUCCAAAAUGGUUUGUUCUCGACGAAUUGUUGAAGUUGUUUCCGUUAAAAUCUCGUGUUUUUAUUGUACUUCAAGCAUCGUUACCUAUGGUGAAUCAUUUGUUUAGAGAAGCUAAGAAAAUUGGAUUAUUGGAGAAAGAUUCAUCUUGGAUAAUCAAUGAAGAGAUUACAAGCAUGUUGGAUUGUAUAGAUAAAUCUGUUUUAUCUUCUAUGGAAGGUGUUUUGGGAAUCAAAGUCAACUAUUCUACAAGCUCUAGUGCUUAUACUCAAUUGUGUGAAAAUUUCAAAGCUGAGCAUACAGAAAAAGUUGAGUCCAAACCAGGAUCAAAGGUUUUGCUAGCUUAUGAUAGUAUUUCAAUUGUCACAAAAGCUUUAGAGAAAAUGAAAACUAAUUCAAUUAGUUCAAAGAUGUUAUUGGAGGAAAUGGUAUCUUCCAAUUUCAAUGGCUUAAUUGGAAAUAUAAGAUUCAAAGAAAGACAACUAUCCUACACUCCAAUAUUAAGAGUCAUAAAAGUGGUUAUUAAUGACAAGAAACUUACGGAAUUGGACUUUUGGCCACCAAAUUUGAAGUUUGCUGCAAGUGAUGGUACUACAGAAACUAAGACAUGGAAAGUACCUACUCAUACAAACCCUUUAAAAGUUGCAAUUCCUAUGUAUCCUUCAGGGGAUAAAUUUUUGAAAGUCUCUCAAAAUCAUUCUGCUACCGGUUUUUGUAUUGAUCUUUUCAAUGGUAUCCGAGAAAUUUUGAGUGACAAGUAUUCCGGUCUUCCCUAUAGAUUUUACACUUUCACUGAAUCUUAUGAUACUAUUCUACCGAAAGUCAUAGAUGGGACCUAUGACGCUAUUGUAGGAGAUAUAACAAUACUUUCCGAGCGAUCAAGGAAUGUAUCAUUCACUCAACCAUAUACCGAGUCGGGCUUAUCGCUCAUAUUUUCUGCUGAAAAUGAAGACUCAGCAUGGUUGUUUAUGAAACCAUUUAGCUGGGAAAUGUGGUUUGCAACCAUUGGAAUCCUCAUCUACACAAUGAUUAUCCUUUGGUUCUUGGAACAUCACUUGAAUCCUAAAUCCGGUGGACCAUUGAAAAAUCAGAUCAGCACCACUAUGUGGUUUACUUUUUCUUCUCUAUUUUUUGCUCACAGGGAGAAAAUAAACAGCAACUCGGCAAAAGUAGUAGUUGGAGUAUGGUUAUUUCUUGUGUUGGUUCUAACUUCAAGCUACACUGCAAAUCUUUCAUCAUUGCUUACUGUCCAAAAACUGAGGUCUGAGAGAGACAUUGAAUGGCUUAAACAAAACAAACUACCAGUUGGUUGUGAUAACAAGAGUACCUUUCUAAAGGACUACUUGGUCCAAGUGUAUGAUUUCCCUACGGACCAAGUUGUAGAUAUCGAGAAUGAACAAGACAUUGUGGAUAAAUUCAAGAGCAAGAAAAUUUCUGCUAUCUUUACUGAGAGCCCAUAUGUGAAGGUUUUCUUGAAUAAACACUGCAAAGAUUACACUGCAACUACUGCAGCCUAUAAAUUUGGAGGAAUGGGAUUUGUAUUUCAAAAAGGGGCUCCAAUAGCAAGAGACUUUUCUGAGGCCAUUCUAACACUAGCAGAAAAUGGAAGACUACAAGCUUUGGAAGAGUAUUGGUUAACACCUCCUAAUAAAUGCUCAAACAACUCACCUUCUCCAAAAACUGAGAGCCUGACCCUUGGCAAAUUUUGGGGACUUUAUGUCAUAUGUGCUGCCACUUCCACCAUCUGCUUAGGACUAGCCUUAUUGAACAAGUAUUUCCGUAAACAUAACCACGUUGAAGAUGAAGCUCAUCAACUUCCUCAAAGAGAUGUAAUCGCCAUACCUGAUAAUAAUAAUAAUAAUAAUAAUAAUAAUAAUAAUAAUAAUAAUAAUAAUAAUAAUAAUAAUAAUAGUGAUUUGAAGAAAUCAUUUAGAUGUGGUAGAGUAUUACAUAAUGGAAAUAUCAUGACUUUAAAUAAAUCUGCAACUUUUGGAGGUAGUUUAGGUGUACGUCGUAGAAAUUCACCAAGGUUGGAAAGUGUAAUCAUUUCUGAUGAACUGCGCAAUCCACAAUGUGCCCAAUCAGCUGUCAUAGAAAUGAUGUAAUGUCACAAACUUAGAUACAUUGAUUAUAAUUCAGUAUAGAUGUAUAUAGAUUCACAUGUUAGUUGUUCACUGUUCUGCAUAUAUCUUAGCUAGCCUUAAACACUCCAACCUGUAUUUAUUUAUUCUUAGUCAUUGUAGUAGUAGUACUAAUUACUCUUAAGCAUUAACUUGAAAACCUUG